This is a messenger RNA of Lytechinus pictus (painted urchin), 7419 nucleotides long. RefSeq lists its product as uncharacterized. Gene Ontology annotation, biological process: negative regulation of protein kinase activity; neurotrophin TRK receptor signaling pathway; negative regulation of TOR signaling. The transcript has 12 exons. Lineage: Eukaryota; Metazoa; Echinodermata; Echinoidea; Temnopleuroida; Toxopneustidae. Bases 649 to 1911 code for a protein of 420 amino acids. The record is from RefSeq and is a predicted model, not a curated record. Gene Ontology annotation, cellular component: cytoplasm.
UGGACUGAUUUUUUUUAAAGUACGUACAAGGAGCAGCAUGGUGCCUGUCCAGUGUCCCUCGAUCAGUAAUCUUCAAGGGCCCCCUCGCCCCCCCCCCCUUCCCCGCUGUUGAUUCCUUCGGAAGAGCGGUCAACCAAUUAACCAAACGUAAACAUGAGUCAGGCAACAGUUCAUAAUCAAGUAUUGUUUUUCAGCAAACGAGAUCAGUUAUGAUUUCAAUUCUUUUUGUACUAUUUUUUAUAUUGGGCAGGGAAAUUGGUUCAAGGAUGUUUUUGUCGUGCCUGGAGUUCCAGGGCCCAUUUUGGCACAGGUGCGUAGUUGGUAUCUUGCUUCCAGAAUAUUUCCGCAGGAUUGAUGACGAAAAUACAAGAUUGAAAUCACGUCUUUAGUUAGAUUGAUAGUAAUAUCGAACCAUGCGAAGGUAUAUUUAGUGUAAGAAAAACGAGUCCUGUCUGUGUCACAUGAUUCAACCAUGAUUCAACCGCAGCAAAUGGAUUUACGUGCGUGAUCCCUGCGAUCCCACAUCCAAGUUUUGCAUUCACUUCACAUGCCCCUUCAAAGAGAACUUCUACAUCUCGUCCAACAAUUAUUCUCUACAAGAUUUUCGCCAAUACGAGUUACGUACUUCCAAAUUUAUUUGUUUUGAUCAUGGGUAAACUAACCUGCGAGUGUCUGAACAUCAACAUUCACACCAAGGGAGAUGACCUUCGACCUUUGGACCCCACCCUCCUUGGCCUGUCCAUCGACCAACUGAGGGCGCCCUUCUUUGAACGUGACAUCGCCGAGGUGCAGUUGGACUUGGGCGGAGUCACAGAGGAGCAGAAGUACCUUGUGCACAAGACAACAGUCGCAGACUGGUGUAUCAGGACCUGUGUUAACUGCAAGAUACCGGCUUACGCUACCCAUGCAACCAAGGGCUUGGAAAGGGUGCUAGUUAACACCAGACUUGUGAGCGAUGAGACGAGACAAGAUAGUAUCCAGUCAUCGGCAGCGUUCUCAACGCUGUACAAAGUCGUCUUGGCGGAUAGUGGAGAGAAAUCAAACAGUUCAUCAUUAGUACAUCCAAUGACUGGUAACCAGGAGGUGAUAAGAAAGACAGUAGCCCAGCUACAAGAUCAUCUCAACAAAUAUAUCAGCAGAGAAAAACUAGCCAUGGAAGAAAGAAUAAGGAGAUAUAGUGAGGAACAAAAGGCAGCAUUCAGCCAGCUGCAGAAGAGAGCAUACCAGGAUAAAAAUGUUAUGGUUGGUGUCAUCCUAAAUGCUGAAGAGAGAAACCUGGAAGACUCGCUAUCAGAUGCUAUGUUGGACAAUACCCUAACCCCACCUACCACGCCCAUUUCAAGGCCUGGGACUGUACAAACUAGAUCAUCAGACAAACUUGCCUCAUCUGUACCAGCAUCGAGAGCCCCUAUGGGUAAAUUCACUCCGUCCAUGGCCAAGAGCCGACCCAUCCCACAGCAAGCUAGAAGAGUACCGCAUAGCAGUAUUGCUAGAUCCGUUCCUGCCCAUACAACUCACCGUGAAGUCACAAGAACAAGCUCAGAUGCAGACACCAUGUUUGAUCUUGAAGGAUUCACCCAAGACGAAGAACCUUUCUUUGAGUCUGAUGAGAGCAGUACGGACGAUAAUUCGCUGAAUGAUGAGAAUGUUGGAGCACCGGUGACCAGAGUGCAUCACGAGUAUGCGACCUCCGUACCCAUCUCCAUGCCGAUGUGGAAGAAGGAGAAGCACUCGUUCGAAGAGGAAGCGGAAGAGAAGGUCCCAAUGCCAGAACCCGAUCACAUGGUUGCCAGUAUGAGGGCGCUGUCAUUCAGCGUCAACGACGGAACGGAGAUGUUCGGCGACCUCCCGAGGCCGAGAUUAAACACUGCCGGCGAGGUCCCGAUCAAGAAAGGUGCGCGGAGAUUGUAGUUUAUAAAUUCUAGCUUGUAGAUUAUAGCUUAUAGAUUAUAGAUCAUAUUGCAUAGAUACUGUUUGUGGUCAGAAGGAGCGAAACCAUAUAUACUUUAUAAAUUUGUAUUUUGGCGGUGGCUUUAUCAUUACAAAGGUUUCAUUUUUGCGCAUUUCGUGAAUGAGUUCUCAUAAUUUUUUUUUUACUUUAAUGGUUUAUAUUUAUCAUAGGGAAACGUCACGCAAAGCUUGAAUUCAAAACCUUGCGCACAAUCGCCACCUACUGCAAAAUAGUUGGAAUAUAUGGUAUCAUUGGUAUGUAUAGCGUAAUUCUGCCCAUUUGCGUUCAGAACUGAUUAUCCCUUUAUUUAUCGUAUGGAAUCAGACAUUUCUGUAACCGAAUGGGUGAAAAGAAACUUGAUUUUCCUUCUGGUUACAAACAGAUUUUAUAUUUUCAUCCCUUUGGGAGUUGUAAUAUUAACAGAAAAUGCCAAAUAUGCUGUUGAGAAAAUAACUUUGUUGAAAGAAAAUUGAAACUUUAGAAUGUCGGGGUCCUGUUUCAUAAAAUCUGUGGUCAGUUAGAAAUGCUCGAAAUCUGUAACAAUGUAGCGCUUGGCCAAUUUCAUCGCAGGAUUUUGAUAGCUUUUAACAUUAGCGUGGAACUUGCCUUUGAUAGCAGGUUUUAUGAAACAAGAUUCUUGUUUACUGAUUGUUGAUACAAGGGGGCCGUUUCAAGAUGUGAGUCGUCAAAUUGUUAACGACUCUAGAUCAACUGGUUUGUUUCCUAAAAAUGAAAGUCUGACUAAAAUUAAACCUAAAUUUGCAUGUGAUAUGACUCAUUACCUGUAUUGGUUAGUUAGUUCAUGCUUAUUAGCAAUAAGUGUUACAUAAUGUGCACAUUUGCACUUAGCAUGAAUAAAGCCCUCGGUACACCUUACGACUGGUCCACAAUCCGAUUUUGGAACAAAUCACAUUUUGCUUAUCUUAUGAAAAUGUGUGAAAAAUAUCUUCUUUUAUUUUUGAGGUUCAAAUUAACUGCAAGAAUACUAAUAUAACAAUUUUGGAUGAUUGCAUGCCUUUUUUCUAGAAUAAAGGCUAAAUCAGCUUCAAAUCGCAGCCAAUCGUACGAUUGCUAUGAGUCAUAAUGACUAUAGUCAAUUCACUUUUGUACUAAUGAUGAUGGUAGCUUAGUCAUAGAUUUGAACAUGAGUAUUUGUUCAAUAAUCUGGAACUGUACACAGUAAGAUGUUCAAUUUCUCGAUAUUCACAUCACAUUUUACCAUGUUUCAUUCCAAAAUCUGGUUUUAGACCAAUCCUGAGGUGUGUGGUUGCUUUUAGUCCCACUUAACUCUUUUGUGAAACACCCCCCUGGAACAUAUGUUUUUGGUAACGAGUCAGGCAUCAUUAUGGAAUGUUGCUGUGUGUAUUUAUUGUAGGAUAGGAUCUAGUCAGGGUUUCAUGGUCUUGUGAAAUGAAUUCGGAAAGAAAAUCGUGGAAGCGGGGAAAAUAGAAACUAGAAUUUAAAUGCAAUAUUUUUUCGGGCAUGACCACUUUUCUGUGGGGCACAUUUCUGUGUUACAUUUAUUGCCCGUUUGAGGAGAAGGGCAUGAUCCUUGCUGUCAAAUUUGAUUGUUUAAAAUAUUGAUGUGUUUCUUCUGAGCCAGUGAGUAACUGUUACACCAUUUUCAGUGCAUGGGACUGUACUAUGUAUAAAUGCAGGCACAAAUUGAUAACAUAAUAUGCAUUGUGUGGGACGUGGCUAUACUUGGUAAUGCCAGUUGUGUUGGGUCUUCCUUUGAAGUAUGUAUUGUGUUUAUCGCUAACAAAAAAACAUCAAAUUGCGUAGAAAGCUAUGAAGUUGAAAUUGAUAGAAUUAAAUGAUUUUUUGGGCAAAAUUUGUACCUUGUUUGCCAACCUUUUUGUUAUAUUUCAGAGCCAAGUAACUUUUUUCAAAAUACUUGUAGGCAGCUGUCACCAUGGUGAUUUGAGCAUACUUAAAAUUCAAAUUUUGGUAGGAUAAAACUUGUAUACUGGAACAUAUAUAUGUUCAUGUUGUAAUUCUGCAUAUUUCUCCAAAUUUGUCGUGCUUAAAACCAAGCAGGUAGCUUAUUUUACAAAAGAGUUGGUCUCUUCUGAGAUGAAGAAAAGCUUUUUGCCCUUUUAGGGGUUUGAAUUGUUGGAAUGUUUGUUGAAUAUAUUAAUAAUUGUCUCAUUUGAAUAUUCCAUAUAUGCAUGCAACAUGGUACAUCAUAUAUAUGUUUGUUGCUAUAUAUUUCAUACACAAGUUUUGAAUGUGUGCAAAUGUAGCGUACAGUUGCACUUUGUAUAAACUUUCCUCCUUAUACAGACAGUUGAUGUGUUUUGCACAUAUAUUGGUGAAAUAUUUGUAAGGAAUAUAUAAUAAUGCCACCCAAACCAACAUCAUUAUUCUUCUUUCAAUCUUCGAUGUCGUACACGCUCCCAGAGGCGGACAUAUUGGAGGUCAAACAAUAAAAACCUGUGCAUGAAAAUCAUGAUAAAUCAUUGUUUUUAUGGUCUAAUGCAGAUAGGAGUGUUGAACUCGAUUCUUGUACUUAUUCUAGGAAUGGAUUAAAUAUGGUUAAGACUAUAUUGGCGUUGAUUCGGCAGACUCAGCACCCAAUAGGGUUUAUUUAGUCCGACUACGCGUCAUGUAUAUUUAUGGAAACAGAUUACAUGGUAAUUUCCAAUGCAUCGAUCAGCUUGACUAUUGUGGCGCGAUCGGUACACCGAACAAUGCGCUAUUGUGACUUUACUACAGUCAGGAUCAUUGAUGCAGGUUCGAGUCUCGCCUUGAACGAUUUUUUAAAGAUCUCUUGUUUUAUUAAAAUUCGAGGCAAGACCCUGAAAAAAUGAAGUCCAAGAUUUGAAGUCUGAUUCAAAGCCUCAAAACACAGAGUUAGGCUUUAUUGUAUGGUUAUGAGUCUGCCGAAUUGAUGCCAGUAUAACCAUUACCGGUAAGUAUAAUAAUAAUAAUAAUAAUGAUAUUUAACAAUUGUAAAGCGCUUAAUAAAAAUGUUUCUAAGCGCUGCAUACUAUUACUGCGACUUAAGCAAGGCUGCCCUGAUCUGGCGCACGAGCAUUCAAGGAAUUCCUUCCCACCGGGUACCCAUUUACUACACCUGGGUGAAGAGUGGCAAAUGUAGAUAAACGACGUGCCCGAAGGACGCGAGUGCUGCGGUGGGAUUUGAACCCCGACCUUGUGGUUCAAGGUCAGGAGACUUAUCCAGUGAGCCACAACACCUAUACUGCCUAGUGUUUGCAUGAGGCAUACACACCUUUCUUGGUAUAGGGUUAUGUUACAGUCACACUGAGGCAACCGACUCCAAACCGACCAAUGUUAUGACAUUGAUAAUAAUGUAAUAGCUUUGAUCGGUCUGGACUUGGUUGCACCGAUGUGACUGUGCCGUUGCUGUUGUUAAUCAGUCUGCCGGCACAGACUGUAAUUGCCACUUCUACUUCAUGCCUGUGUCUUAUAUGACAAUCACAGUCACAUUUAUUUUUUAAAAGUGUUUAAUUAUGAAAUACCCAUAUUCAAUUAUUUUUCUUUAUUUUUUAUAUGAAUUCAUUUAGCGUCAUGAAAAGAUUCAUUAUUUAUUUUUGAAAAAUUUAUUCUGUUUUGUGUUAUUUCAUUGUUUUUUCAAAUUUUAUUUAUUUGUAAUUUAUAUUUUUUGUUGGGGGGGGGGGUUAAAAUAAGAGGACAAUUUUCAGGUUGUAUACUAAAAGCAUGCUCACUCCUAGAUUUUGUUAUGGUCAUUGACAGUUGUGUGACAGUGGUGACCGUCUUGACCAUUCCGAACAGAAAUUCUGAGAACGGCUCUUUUUCAGUCUACUUAACAGUCUACAUCAGGGGCCCGUUUCUUAAAGGACUUACAACUGUUCUAACUUUGCCAUUACGGCAACUACCAUGGUAACAGGGCUCAGCAGCCAAUCAUUAUCAAGGUUGCCAUGGUAGUUGCCAUAAUGGCAAAGUUACAACAGUUGCAACUUUUUAUGAAACGGUCCCCUGUUGUAUUACUGUUUACUAUGAUCUAGGUCUUUAAUUGCAUAUGGUAUUAUUGUAUUAUGGCAUAACUACAGUAAAAAUGUGUGUCGAUCAAUAGCCAUUAACCAUCAGUCAUGAUCAACACUAGACUAGACCAUUGCUCUAGUGAUAAUCACUAUGGAUUUUUCUAUGAAUUCCUUCCUUUUAACAAGGUUAUACAUCCAAUCGGUUAUAAAUAAAUGAAAUAAAAAUGAAAUCUUGGUUCAUUGCAUAUAUAACAUGUUGCUAUGUCUUGCAAGGCCCUGGAAAGUUAUAAGCUUAUCAUGAAUAACCUUUAUUAGAAAGGAAGUAUGCAUGAAAUAUGAUUAUGAUCAUAGGUCUGUUGUAUGGUAUAUUGUUGACAAAUUCAUGAGACAUGUAUUUAUUUGUGCUACAUUAUAUACAAUCAGUAUUUAGUAGUCGACAUCAACGAUAUCAAAAUGGAAUGUUUUAAAGUAUUGUAAAUGUGAUAAGUUUCCUACUUGAUCAUAAAUAAUUAUCUUUGCAUGGACUGUUAAAGCUUGGUAAAGUGUCAUUAAUAUGAAUUUGCAGGAUCAUGUAGCUUACCAAUAUCUAGAUUUUUACAUUAAUGCUAAACAUUUUGUUUGUAAUGGCCUCCAGAAUCAAACCAACACAUGUUAAUAGAUUGAAAAUGAAGAGGCUCCCCUCACUUACCGAUUAUUGUCUUCGUCACAGACCCUAAAAAAUUCUUUAAACAAAUGAGCAUUGAGACAAGUCUAGCUGUAGCUCAAAUUUCUGGGCUGUGUGGCAUGCACCUUUAAUCAAAGUUACACUGGGGAAGUUACAAACCGCCCUUUCACACAGUAAAAAAAAUGUGCAAUUUGAAAGAUGAUUCCAGUGAAAAAUAACGCUAAUGACGAAUAUUUAGCACGUGUGAAACCAAACUAGAACAUGAUUUGAAUCACAAAAGAUAAUCACAGUCACGAUUACAAUAGCAAUCAUUAUUACAAUGACGAUUCAAGAUUCACGUGUGAAAAGGCCCAAACUGAUUGUUAGUUGUUACACUUCCUUAAAAACCCAUUUACACUCACAUUGCUAGAUGUAAAUUUAAGGGAAUGUGUUCAGUACCCAUUGCAAGCCCCAUUUAGCUCAAUCAAAUUUUUUAGCAAAACCAGACCACUUUCGAAAUUAAAACCCAGGAUUUUUUUAUUGUGAAGUAGAUUGAUUAUGUUGGCAUGCUUUGAUAUAAAUGUGCUAUGAUUUUCCGUCUGUGUUUCAUCCGCUUCCUGGAAUGAUAUUUUGUAGAGCACUAUAUCCAUGAAAUGUUUGGUGUGGAGCUUAUAUGCCCAGAUUAUGAUUUUGUGCCUUGAAUGUAUUAUUACUAUGUACUAUUGAAAAAGAGAAAUGGUUAAAUGAUAUCUUGUUGAAGGUUGUGUAUGAUGAUAAUCUUCACACUUCUUGGUCAAUGUUUGUAUCACGAGUGAGACAUUAAAAUGGCCAUAUAUGGUGUUUUAUUUGCAAUAAUA